Molecule: messenger RNA, 935 nt
Organism: Raphanus sativus (radish)
Lineage: Eukaryota; Viridiplantae; Streptophyta; Magnoliopsida; Brassicales; Brassicaceae
Exons: 3
Coding region: 54-791 (245 amino acids)
Biological process (GO): protein histidyl modification to diphthamide; tRNA wobble uridine modification
Cellular component (GO): cytosol; nucleus
Molecular function (GO): metal ion binding
Source: RefSeq, a predicted model, not a curated record
CACAAUCGGAGGGAGAAGUUUCGAACCAGCUUUUUUUUUUGUCCUUUUGACAGAUGGCUAGAUUCCUUCUUCUCUGUUUCCUCUUCGCGGCGGCGCUGACGUCAUCAUUGACAGAAGCGGGCGACGACAACAGAGUCUACUCGCCUUGCUCAGACUCUACCGUCGCGAUCGGUGAUGGCUUCACUUUCGGCAUUGCCUUCGCGGCGAGAGAUUCUUUCUUCGGCACCAAUCGUUCCGUUCAGUACUCUCCCUGCGAUCAUCGCCGCCUCUCCCUCAACGGUAACUCCGAGCUCGCCGUAUUCAGACCUAAAGUCGAUGAGAUCACACUCCUUACCAUCAACACCUCCUCGAACUCCUCUAGUUUCCGCCCGGAUUCCUCAAAGGGAUACAUGGUAGCAUUCGCUGGUGCGAAGUACGCAGCAAGAUCAGUUCCUAUUAUGGUUGCUGACAAUGAUCACGUCGUCACAAGCUUCACCCUUGUUCUUGAGUUCCAGAAAGGCAGGCUCGAGAACUUGUUCUGGAAGAAAGACGGAUGCUCCAAAUGUUCCGGAAAUGCCAAAUUCGUGUGCCUCAACAAAGACCAAUGCGCGAUUAAAAGACAAAGCUGCAAGAAUCAAGGAGGGCAAGUAGAUUGCAGCUUAGGGAUCCAGUUGGCGUUCUCAGGCACGGAUAAACACUACACCGCGAUGAACUCGUGGUACGAGGUUGCGAAUCUGAAGCAGUACUCGCUUUAUGGCUUAUACUCUAAUCUAAAGAAUUCACUAAGCAGCCAAUUCAAUAACCUCUUCUGAUGAAUUUCUUUCUUCUUAUGUGGGUUGCUACUUUUGUAAGUUUGUAUUAUUACGUGGUCUCUUGCCCAUGAUAUAUAUUUACUGUAUUUUAUUACAUGGCUUGUAACUUUUUCAUGGAUGAUGAUGAUUUACGCUAUUUCAACU